Molecule: messenger RNA, 2344 nt
Organism: Populus nigra (black poplar)
Lineage: Eukaryota; Viridiplantae; Streptophyta; Magnoliopsida; Malpighiales; Salicaceae
Exons: 7
Coding region: 297-2042 (581 amino acids)
Biological process (GO): chromatin remodeling
Cellular component (GO): Ino80 complex
Source: RefSeq, a predicted model, not a curated record
GAUGUUAAUGAAUCUUACACCAUGUCACUGUCUUUUGACAUCACAACCAUUCUCUUACCUCCUUAACCAAAACCCACCACCUCCUCCUUUCUCUGUCCAAUUACGCACCUCCACCUGGCUAGUUAUCCUACUCGUACUAUUAAUCCACCAAAAAUCCAAUCUUUAACGACUUUAGUCGAUACCCUCCUCUAUCUUUCUUGUUGGUUGUUUUUAGAAGGCGAUUCAAGGGUUUUCAGGCCUCUUGGCCGCGACCCAGAUAGAUAAGAGCAGAACUAGGCUUCUGCUUUGUCCUGUUUAUGGAGGGUUUUGGGUUUAGUGAUUCAAACAGUGCUGUUAGGAAGAAGAGGAGUAAUACAUCCCGUCGUCCACGGAAUGACUCACACACACCUUCCGAUUACAUUGAUGUUUCAUCCUUAUCAUCCACACCACCUUCAGAAACUGUAAGCAAAGUGUCAAGCGAUGACAAUAAUGAUUAUGGUUCAAUUUCGCGAAAGAAAAAAGUCAGUUUGAUUCUAUGCAGUACAAGAGCUUCUUCCACUAACCUUGCUGACUGUGAAUCUUCCCAGAAUAUGAUGAAGAAUGAAGAUGGAGGAUUGGGAGAAUCUGAUGAAGCUUCCAACAAUUGUUCUUUUCGAGGAAGUAACGAGCAGAGGCACAGUGGAGUUGAUUCUAGAAGGUCCAGCGAAGGUGUCCUUGCCCCAGCUAAUUGGAAAAGCACAACUAGCUCGGGGCAUGUUGGAGGUUUUUCAGAUGGAGUAGGAAAUGAGAGUAAAGUGAAAGUGAAGUUUAAAGUUGGUGGUAUCACACGAACUAUUAAUGCAAAGUCUGCAUCUGAUGGUGCAUCUGCUGUUGGGUCGUCAUCUUCAAAAUCUUCUCGCUUCCCAGAUCCCCGGCAGAAGUUAAUUGAGGAGAAUUUGGAUGACAACCGUUCCUUUACUUCAGGUAAGGGAAGUGGUUUACGAGGAGUCCCGUGGAAGGAUUUCUCCAGAAAUGGUCUAAAUGUUAGGAAAACAGAUGGUCUGAGAGGUGAGAAUCUGUCUUCAAAGCAAACUGAUCAGUACGAGCCAGUUCGUAAAAGUAAGCGGGUCCCUAAGAAACGGCUAUUAGAUGGAGUGCUUGAUGAUGGAGGUGAGGAUGAUGAUGAGAUUCGCUACCUUGAAAAAGUCAAGACUUUGAAGAUCAGCACUGAUUAUGGUGCAGAGUUUGAAGAUGAAGAGGGAGGAAGCAGGAAACAGCGGAAGAUAUCGAGAGUAUUGAAGAGAAAUGUUGAUGGUCUAUAUGAUGUAGAUGCUGGAGAUCAUGGAUCAACUAGAUUUGGCAAGGAGGGUAAGAAAUCUAAAUCAGGGAGAGUAUCUGAAGAUACUGAUUAUGUGGAAGAGGAAGAAUUGGGGUCAGAUGGUGACCCUACAUCUAAGAAUAAGAAGCCAAGAAAAGAGUUAGCUGAUCUACCAGUGGACUCCAAGAAGGAAAUGACAGUCACGACACGUCAACGAGCACUUCAAACUGGCAAAGAUGCCUCCUCUGGUUUUCCUAGUUUAAUAGAGUUCCCAAAUGGGUUACCUCCAGCUCCCCCUAAAAAGCAAAAAGAGAAACUCACUGAAGUGGAACAGCAGCUGAAGAGAGCUGAGGCUCUUCAAAGACGCAGGAUGCAAGUUGAAAAGGCAAAUAGGGAAUCUGAGGCUGAAGCAAUCAGAAAAAUACUGGGCCAAGAUUCCACUAGGAAGAAACGCGAAGAUAAACUGAAGAAACGGCAAGAAGAAAUGGCACAGGAGAAAGCAGCAAAUGCUAUGGUACUUUCAUCAGACCAUGUUAGGUGGGUCAUGGGUCCGUCUGGAACAACUGUAACAUUCCCCGAUGAAAUGGGCUUGCCUAGUAUAUUUGACUCCAAGCCUUGCAGUUACCCUCCUCCCCGGGAGAAAUGUGCUGCUCCAUCUUGUACAAAUCCAUACAAGUACCGAGAUUCGGAGUCAAAACUACCCCUUUGUAGUCUCCAAUGCUACAAGGCAAUUCAUGAAAAGGUGCAACCUCUUACUGCCUGUUAAGAUCAAGGUCCACCUGCACGAACCUACGAGUCCGGGUCUCCAUGAACUUAGGAAGUACUAGCAUUCCAGCUCCAUUAUCUGUAAUCUCGAAUAAGAGCUGGGGUGGAAGGCUUAUGUAAAGCAAUUAUCGUCACCAAGCAGAUGGGAGCAUGGAGAAAUUGCUUCUAUAGUCACAUAUAAUUGUUACAUUUUAGAAUUGUUCCUUUUAAAAUAUCAUUUCAUCUUGUAGAUGGACAUGUGUUGUGGGUUUCAGAAGGAGGAUUCAAAUUGGAUCCCUGUUAUAUCCAUCGUCCUUUCAUUCA